AGGUGAUAAUCUGAUAAUAUUGUACUCGCCUAUAAUUAUACCUUACGUUGGCGUGCGCCCGUUGAUAUAAUUUCAGUUUCAAAAGCAUUUGUUGUCACGCGCGAGUAUAUUUUGUUAACAUAAAAAAAAAUGUUUCUGUUCAAUCUUAUACUGCUGCUGGCGGCAGGAAAUAUUGCAGCGGCAGUGGUAUUUGAGGAUUGUGGAUCAGCGUACGAAUUGGAUGAAGUUAACAUAGAUGGGUGCGGCAUGAGGCUGCCCUGCGUAGUCACCUUGGGUGAGAAUGUUCCUGUCAACGUGAAGUUUUAUGCUGGCUUCUCAUCAACGCAACUCGACCAGGAUGUGGUGAUCAAUAUCAACUUAAUAAACUUAAAAACAAAUGUUACUCCAGAGCCCUGUGUAACUGUACAUUGUCCAGUCCAGACCAACGCGGUCACUUCUUUUACCAGCGUUAUGACUGUGCCCACCAAUAUGGCCCUGAAUCAACGGGGCUAUUUGCGUUGGCGAGUAUACAAUGAACAAGGCAGACAAGUGCUGUGCUACGCCGUGAUGGUUCAAACUCAGAGUCCACUGCAGAAGAUUCUUCGUCAAGCGAUGGCCCGCGUCCAGGACACACCGAGCCACUCCCUCAAUUUGAGCAACGUCAAUGCUACUGAGCUAUCAUACAUAGAGAAGAUCGUGAACGGUCACUAUCAGACGAAUAGCAGAUAAUUCGACUGUUGUGUAUAUAAAUAUAGCUGUUGAAAAUAGAAGGCAAAGUGAUAAUGAAAAGAUAAUGACAGACGUAAUAAAACUGUGAUUUACUGAUAA
Cydia fagiglandana is the source of this 807-nucleotide messenger RNA. RefSeq lists its product as uncharacterized. The record is from RefSeq and is a predicted model, not a curated record. The coding region runs from base 130 to 708 and encodes 192 amino acids. Lineage: Eukaryota; Metazoa; Arthropoda; Insecta; Lepidoptera; Tortricidae. The transcript is spliced from 5 exons.